Molecule: messenger RNA, 372 nt
Organism: Tetrahymena thermophila SB210
Lineage: Eukaryota; Ciliophora; Oligohymenophorea; Hymenostomatida; Tetrahymenidae
Exons: 1
Source: RefSeq, a predicted model, not a curated record
AUGUUGAGUUCUUCAAUAAGUUCGGUAUUUGCAUUAGAGUAGAGCUCCUUUUAAGAGCAUUUCUUGAUUAAAACUUCUAAUUUUUAUGAAAUGUCUUUGAUGUUUUUUGAAAAAUCAAUUAAUUCAUUUGGUUAGAUAAGAUUUCUGUAGUAGCAUUCACUAAAAAGUUUAUCUAUAGUCAGACUUUUAUAUUACUUAUAGUGCUCCAUUCUUGAAAGAAGCUGCUCUUUUAAUAUAUCAAUCUAAAAUUUUAUAGCUUUGAAUUAUCCUAGCCAUUAAUUAAUCAAGUUAUUCUGCUCUUUUUUUUAACUUAUUAGCUGUUUUUAGCUUUUAAUUUUAUACUUAAACUGCUUUUUUGAUACCUCCCUUUGA